Messenger RNA from Sebastes umbrosus (honeycomb rockfish), 2074 nucleotides. RefSeq names its product dehydrodolichyl diphosphate synthase (gene dhdds). Gene Ontology annotation, cellular component: dehydrodolichyl diphosphate synthase complex; endoplasmic reticulum. Gene Ontology annotation, biological process: polyprenol biosynthetic process. NCBI's taxonomy places the organism in Eukaryota, Metazoa, Chordata, Actinopteri, Perciformes, Sebastidae. The coding region runs from base 103 to 1110 and encodes 335 amino acids. The transcript is spliced from 9 exons. Gene Ontology annotation, molecular function: ditrans,polycis-polyprenyl diphosphate synthase [(2E,6E)-farnesyl diphosphate specific] activity. The record is from RefSeq and is a predicted model, not a curated record.
GAAGCUUCUCUGAGAUGUGAUAAUAAAGACAGUAAAUGUGUUUAGAACAGCGCGCGGUUCAGCAGUCUGAAUGAAUGAAGCGGGUUCUAUCAGGAGCAGACCAUGUCGUGGAUCAGAGAAGGUGAAUUAAACCUGCUUGAAAAGAUUUCAGCCAAUAUCCUGAAGGCUGGACCCAUGCCUAAACAUGUGGCCUUCAUCAUGGAUGGUAACCGCCGCUUUGCACGCAAGAAAAACAUGGAGCGCCAGGAAGGGCAUAUGCAGGGCUUCAACAAGCUGGCAGAGACCUUACGUUGGUGUAAGCAUCUGAACAUCCAAGAGGUCACCGUGUACGCCUUCAGCAUCGAGAACUUCAAGCGCAAUAAAAACGAGGUGGAGGGGCUGAUGGAGCUCGCCAGGCAGAAGUUUGAAAAGCUGUUGGAGGAACGGGACAAUCUGGAGAAGCAUGGUGUGUGUAUCCGGGUGCUCGGCGACUUGAACAUGCUGCCACUCGACCUUCAGCAGCUCAUUGCCAAAGCUGUGAUCACAACCAAGGCGCACAAUAAAUGUUUCCUGAAUGUGUGCUUUGCCUACACAUCAAGAUAUGAAAUCACCAACGCAGUCAGAGAAAUGGCUUGGGGAGUGGAGCAGGGCCUGAUCAAAGCAAGUGAUGUUUCAGAGGCGUUGCUAAGUGAGUGUUUGUACAGCAAUAGUUCUCCCAAUCCUGAUCUGCUCAUCCGCACCUCUGGAGAGGUGCGACUCAGCGACUUCCUUCUUUGGCAGACUUCCCACUCCUGUCUAGUGUUUCAGUCGGUUCUGUGGCCGGAGUACUCCUUCUGGAACCUGUGUGAAGCCAUCCUCCAAUAUCAGUUAAAUCACAAAGCCAUUCAGAAAGCCAGAGACCUCCAUCGAGAGCAUCAGACCUUCCAGCAGCUGGAGGCGGAUCGCACCUGCGUAGCGGAGCACCUGCAGCAUCAUGGGAACGGAAAGCCUGCCGACGCCCAGAGAAGACAAGAGGCACUGCUGCUCUACACCACCUGCCGGGAAGAACGGAUUCAGGACUUCCUAGACGCACUGAAGCACAAGAGAGACUCUUACUUUAAUGACCUAUGGAGCGACGCCGUCUUGGCCUAGGAAGGCUCCGAGGGAGAAAAGAAACCCAUGUUGAAAUGGGGAUGAAACCUCUCCUGUCCUCUUCCCAAAAGGGCUUCUGUGGCAAAGGGAAGAGUGAACAGUAACUGGGAAUGGUUUCAUUGGGUUACUGAUUUGUACAAAACGAGAGGGCAAUUUUACCCCUAUGGGGCUGUAGAAUAAUUGAUAUUUAUGAUUGUAGAUUUAAAAAAAAAAAAAAACUCUAAUACGUGGAAAUGUCUGGUCAAGAUGUAGUUAAGUAACUGUGUAAAUUGUCGGUCAAAUGCAUGCCAUUGAUUGGAAAUUAUAUGAGUGAAAGCCAGGGGAACGUUCCCAAAGCAGCCGUCCAGAUUUAUAUAAGUCAGUGCAGUUUUGCAGUUUUGCAGUUUCGUUGUGGCCCAAAGAAAGUGUUGUUUGUUGAGUGUGAUGUUGAUGACAUAACUAGAUUUUGACCAGCUUUCUUUAACAGAAUAAAGUGAUCAAUGUAUGUCAGAUAUGACUAAAUGAUGUACGAUUCAGUCCUUUGUACUUAACGUAUCACAUGUCAAUAUUAUGGCUGUCUUCAGUUCUUGCCUUCAUCUGGCUUUUUGAUAUGUUGGUAUGUAAUGUCUUAACAUGUGCAUCAGAAAAAAAUAUCACUUUUCUAAGGUCCAUGCUGCUGACGAAGAACAUCUCAACCAUUACUGAUUACUGAAGCCUUUAUAUAUACAGCCAUAUCAUCGAAACCUUUCAUUUCUACUAGUAACUGUUGGAUAAGUAUUGGACCUCUCCACUAAUUGAUCCAGGUUAAAUCAAGAAAUUCAUUGCAUAUAUUAAAUCAGUAUGAUUGUGUACAUAGUUGCUAUUUUGUUUUAAAGCAAAUAUUUAGCCAAUAGUUGUAAUGUUGUAGUGCAUAUAUAAAGGUGGGUAAACUAUGACUCCCAUUCAGCGAUUCUAACACAAGUAAAGAAACACAAAUAUUUUUCAA